AUGCCCAAUCCCAGACAGCCCUAUCCCCUUCUCCUUCUCAUCGCCUGCUCUUGCUUCUUCAUCCUCUGCGCCUUUCUCUACGUCCGGCCCUACAUCGCCUCUGCAGUCAGUCCGUACAGGCCCGUACAUGACCCAUACCAGCAUGUGUACGCUUCAGGGUUCGCCUGGACCCGCUACGCACUCGCCGACAAGUAUGUAGGCAACGACUUCUUCAACCACUGGAUGUGGGAGAGCGUCGACGACCCGACGCACGGCCGCGUCAACUACAUCGACAAGUGGUCAGCCAGGCGCACCAACCUGUCUUUCGCAUCCGAUACGAAGUUCGUAAUGCGCGCAGACCAUACGAACCGCGUCCAGCCCAACGCACGCGGGCGUGACAGCAUCCGCAUUCACUCCAACAAGGCCUACGGCGACUCGGUCACGAUACUCGACGUCUCGCACAUGCCCGAGGGCUGCGCGACCUGGCCCGCCUUCUGGUCGCUCAGCCAGGCAGGGCCCUGGCCCUCCGGCGGCGAGAUCGACAUCAUCGAAGGCGUGAACCUCCAGGUCGGCAACACCAUGUCCCUCCACACGCUCCCCAGCUGCGUGAUGCCCGCAGAGCCCGCGCGCGCGCACACCGGCACGGCGCUCUCCACGAACUGCGACACGCGCGUGAACUACAACCAGGGCUGCGGCGUCGGCGGCCCGCCCGCGUCGGACGACCCGGGCGUGCCACGGGAGAUCAGAGGUGGGGAGGAGACGAGGGAGGUGAGCCCGAGUCCGGCGUGGGGCCUGCCGGUCGCGCAUUUCCCGAUGGGGAGGGAGUGCGACUAUCAGUCGCAUUUCGAUGAGCAUAUGUUCGUGUUUGACCUGACGUUCUGCGGUGACUGGGCCGGGAACGCAUACCCGACGAGCGGGUGCAGCGGGUCGUGCGUUGAUUUGGUCGAUAACCACCCGGAAGCGUUCGUCAACGCGUACUGGGAGGUGAACUCGCUCCGCGUUUACACUCCUGCGUCAUGA
This is a messenger RNA of Fomitopsis serialis, 999 nucleotides long. RefSeq names its product glycoside hydrolase family 16 protein. The coding region runs from base 1 to 999 and encodes 332 amino acids. The transcript is spliced from 7 exons. Gene Ontology annotation, biological process: glucan catabolic process. NCBI's taxonomy places the organism in Eukaryota, Fungi, Basidiomycota, Agaricomycetes, Polyporales, Fomitopsidaceae. Gene Ontology annotation, molecular function: hydrolase activity, hydrolyzing O-glycosyl compounds. The record is from RefSeq and is a predicted model, not a curated record.